CGGUUCAGAAUCUGAGAUACACAGAGCAUCCAAAGAAGAGUCUCUCUCGCUUACUCUCAGUCAAACCCGUAAGAAACUCCUCUGAAAUUUCGAAGGCUCUUUCUCUUAUUUUACUAGAAAAUCUCUGUUUGCGCGUUUGGAUCGAAGAAAUUGCAAAAUGUGAGGGAUUUACAGCUUCACACUUCGCAGCACAGGUUAUAAGGCUUGCACUUGUUGACAUGGAUUGUGUUUUCUAAGAAACUGCAUAUAUCUCGCCUCUAUAUCUCUUCAGUAUUUAUGGCUUCCGCUGGCAUAGCUCCUCCCAGUGUGGCUCCUUCUUCAGCCGUCGGAAAACCUGCCGGCGAGGCAAUGAUUGUUGAUAAGCUCCCAGAGGAAAUCAAUGAAAUGAAGAUCAGGGAUGAAAAGGUUGAAAAGGAAAUGGAAGCAACAGUGGUCGAUGGAAAUGGAACUGAAACUGGACACAUUAUUGUAACUACGAUUGGCGGUCGAAAUGGUCAACCCAAACAGACCAUAAGUUACAUGGCAGAGCGCGUUGUGGGCCAGGGUUCAUUUGGUAUUGUGUUUCAGGCUAAGUGUCUAGAAACUGGAGAAACUGUUGCAAUCAAGAAGGUAUUGCAGGAUAAGAGAUAUAAGAACCGUGAGUUGCAAACGAUGCGCCUUCUUGAUCAUCCUAAUGUUGUGUCUCUCAAACACUGCUUCUUCUCAACCACGGACAAAGAUGAGCUCUAUCUCAAUUUGGUGCUUGAAUAUGUACCUGAGACUGUAUACCGUGUAGCCAAGCACUACAGCAAGGCAAAUCAGCGGAUGCCCAUGAUAUAUGUCAAACUCUACACAUAUCAGAUAUGUAGAGCUUUGGCAUAUAUUCAUGGAGGCAUAGGUGUGUGCCACAGGGACAUUAAGCCACAGAAUCUACUGGUUAAUCCUCAUACUCACCAGGUCAAGCUAUGCGACUUUGGAAGUGCAAAAGUUCUGGUAAAAGGCGAGCCAAAUAUAUCAUAUAUUUGUUCUCGUUAUUAUCGAGCACCUGAACUCAUAUUUGGAGCAACUGAAUACACUACUGCAAUUGACAUCUGGUCUGUGGGUUGUGUUCUCGCUGAGCUGCUGCUUGGACAGCCUCUCUUUCCAGGUGAAAGUGGAGUUGAUCAGCUUGUUGAAAUUAUUAAGGUGCUUGGUACCCCUACUCGUGAGGAAAUCAAAUGUAUGAAUCCAAACUAUACAGAGUUUAAAUUCCCACAAAUCAAGGCCCACCCUUGGCAUAAGAUAUUCCACAAGCGCAUGCCCCCAGAAGCAGUAGAUCUUGUUUCAAGACUUCUUCAGUACUCUCCUAAUCUACGGUGCACUGCUUUAGAGGCCUGCAUCCACCCAUUUUUCAAUGAGCUUCGUGAUCCUAGCACCCGUCUCCCUAAUGGACGCCCCUUGCCACCUCUCUUCAACUUCAAACCUCAAGAGCUGAAAGGAGCAACUUCUGAGCUCCUGUCCAAACUGAUACCAGAGCACGCCCGAAAGCAAUGCCCCUUCCUUGCUUUGUAGAUUGCAACAUCAGUGCUGAAUGAAUGGAACAAACCAUUGUAAUAUGGUUUCUGCAGAAGUUAGUGCCGACCUGUUUGUUGUUCUAUCUAGUUUCGACUUUAAAGUAUUUGAUUGACAAAUGAUGUUGGUAUUUACCCUUUGGUUUUUUGGGCUGUGGACGCAUAUUAUUAUUCUGUUAAGACUUGCGAGUGAUUCUAAGUGGGUCGUGUCUGUAAUCAUAAAGUAGCUGCUUAAUGUAUAGUUUUGCCUUCA
This is a messenger RNA of Corylus avellana, 1782 nucleotides long. Lineage: Eukaryota; Viridiplantae; Streptophyta; Magnoliopsida; Fagales; Betulaceae. The record is from RefSeq and is a predicted model, not a curated record.